CGAGAAAGGGGGGAGCGGGAAGUUUGCAACGCAGGGCGAAAGGAACCAGAAUGGAGGAAAAGGUAACGAAGGUCACUUCAUGGUUGAAGAAAGUUUUUGGGGAGCGGCCGAUUCCUCUUUUAGAAAUGAACGCAGAGACGGUGGAUAUUUUGUAUAGGCUGGCCGAAUGCAAUGAGUCCAGAGAUCGGGACAUCAACUUGUUAAUUGAAGAUAUGAAGCAGAAAGCAGCGGAGUACGAGUCAGAUGGCCUCUUCCUGCAGGAACUUUUAAUGGAGGAUCUGAAUUUUUCCCUUAGCAGCCUAUCGAAAGAAAGUAUGAGCUACCUAAACAACCUAGUGGAUAUUGCCUUGGUUCUGGAAACAAAGGACACAUCUCUUACAAGUAUUAUUCCUGCCAUCAACGACUUGACUUCUGAUCUGUUCAGAGCACAAUCCAAAAACAAAGAACUGGAACUCGAACUCAGCACCCUGCAAAGAAAGCUCACCUCAGCGCUUGUGCUGGAGAAACGCCUUCAGGAUGAUGUGGUGAAAACCGAAAAACUUCUGAUAGAGGAAAGAAAAACAGCUGAUCGCCGGUUGCACACCAUGGAGUUCCUAAUGAAAAAAUCGGAAGACAUCAAAGGCGAAAUUAAAUCCGCCAAGGACCAGCUGUCUGCGAGUGGGCUGGAUGCUUCCCUGACACAUCGAUCACUGGUGGCCCUCUCAGAGAAACUGGCAGACUUGAAGAACCAGUCCAUUCCUUUACAGAAGAAAAUCGAGUCUUAUCUGGAUCUCACACCGAAUCCUUCUCUUGCUCGAGUGAAGAUUGAAGAAGCCAAGAGGGAGCUGGAAGCUCUGGAGGCCGAGUUUUCAAAAAAGCUGGAUAUGACGGCACUCUCCAUGACUUUGCCUACCAAACGACCAUUUGUGUAAUCAUUUUGGCGCAUGGAGAAAGGGAACAAUUGUGGGUGUUGUGACUGCUGGUUUCUCUCUUCCCUUAACGGAACAUACCAUACUAUAUAUAAAUUUAUUUUUCUUUCUGGGACUAGUAUGUAGUAUUCAGUCUUGCUGAAUAAAAAUGUUAACAUAUGCAUUUGCACAAGCAGUUGGGUUAGGCCAUUACCCAAUUGUGUGUUGUAAAAUAUUAUUGUAUAUAACUCACAGAAUAAAUAACUAUCUCAUUACUGACAAUAAA
This is a messenger RNA of Pseudonaja textilis, 1173 nucleotides long. RefSeq names its product HAUS augmin like complex subunit 1 (gene HAUS1). Lineage: Eukaryota; Metazoa; Chordata; Lepidosauria; Squamata; Elapidae. The record is from RefSeq and is a predicted model, not a curated record. Gene Ontology annotation, cellular component: HAUS complex; cytosol. Gene Ontology annotation, biological process: centrosome cycle; spindle assembly.